ACUUUGCUGAAGCGGUUCAUGGUCGUAAAGGUUAUGUGGUAUUGGUGAAUGCUGCAGAUGUAGUUACUAAAGGGUGGAAUGGGUUUAUUAACUAUCAAAUAGAAGGUACCUGUGAUGAGUGGGUUAAACUUGUUGACAUAGAAUUAUCAGAAAUCGAAAAAAUAACAUUAUCAAAAAAUAAAUUAAAAAAUAAAA
Racocetra fulgida is the source of this 195-nucleotide messenger RNA. The record is from the annotation of a GenBank genome assembly. Lineage: Eukaryota; Fungi; Glomeromycota; Glomeromycetes; Diversisporales; Gigasporaceae.